Apus apus (common swift) is the source of this 3292-nucleotide messenger RNA. It is a transcript of the gene SLC7A3, whose product is annotated as solute carrier family 7 member 3. The coding region runs from base 740 to 2650 and encodes 636 amino acids. Lineage: Eukaryota; Metazoa; Chordata; Aves; Apodiformes; Apodidae. The record is from RefSeq and is a predicted model, not a curated record. Gene Ontology annotation, cellular component: plasma membrane. Gene Ontology annotation, molecular function: amino acid transmembrane transporter activity. Gene Ontology annotation, biological process: transmembrane transport; amino acid transport. The transcript is spliced from 12 exons.
UCAUUUCCCAGUGAAGGGAGCAGCUGGUGGGGAGAAGGCAUUGGUGGGAAGGUGGUCCAGAGCUAGGCACAGGGUGCCAGCUAUGGCCAUGGGCUUUGGAAGAUGCUUUUUUGUGACUCCUCUUAUGCUGUACCAGCCUAAGGUGCUGUACCACAGGGUGCUUGUCUCCCCGAGAUUUUUGGGGAUGGAUGGCUGCUGUGAGCAAGAGGAGUGGAGGUGUCAAAUAUUUAGGGUGACUGCUGCCUGUGGAGUGUGCUGGCCAUGCCUCCCUGACAAGGGUGUAGUGCAGAUGCUGGAAAAAUAUGAUGCAAAUAAGGAAAGGCCACAUCCCAGUGAGUCAGCCCAGCCUGCCAACUGCUCUGCUGGACGAAUGCUUUGUCUCCCUGCCAGCUGCAGCACGCCCACACACCAGGCCAGAGGGUUGUGACAGCAGUCAAGUUUGGGCUGAGUGAUCUCCAGGCUGCCCAAUCAGUUGCUGGUAGACAGUGGACAAGCUCUGGGGUGUGUCUGGAGGUUCUGUGGUGGGAACCACACAUGGCUUGUGCAAUGAGCCUAUUUCCCAGCAUAGACUCCUUGGGUUCAUCUCUUACUUGCUGUGCUGGUGCAGGGGCUGUGCAGGUGGGGUGUGCACAGCCCCAUGGUGCCUUGGAGGGAGCUUCCAUGGUCUCUACCCCACCAGUGUGACGGGAACUUGGUGCUGGGGUUUUGAGCAGUUGAGCACCACCUGCAAGAGGACAAGAUGUUUGGGGGAAAAAUGACCAGUAUUGGGAAGAAGUUGAUCCGCCGGCGCGUGGUGGAUCUGAGCUCCGAGGACACACGUUUCGCUCGCUGCCUCUCCACACUGGACCUCAUAGCCCUGGGUGUGGGCAGCACCCUAGGAGCUGGCGUGUACGUGCUGGCCGGGGAAGUGGCCAAGGACAUGGCUGGUCCCUCCAUUGUCCUCUGCUUCCUGGUGGCUGCACUCUCAUCGGUACUGGCCGGACUCUGCUAUGCAGAGUUUGGGGCCCGCGUCCCCAAGACUGGCUCUGCCUACCUCUACAGCUAUGUCACCGUUGGUGAGAUCUGGGCUUUCACAACAGGCUGGAACCUCAUCCUCUCCUACGUGAUAGGUACGGCCAGCGUGGCUCGAGCCUGGAGUGCAGCAUUUGACAACAUAAUUGGCAACCACAUCUCCACCUUCUUCAUGAACACGACCACAAUGCACCUGCCAGGAGUGCUGGCCAAGCACCCGGACUUCUUUGCCGUGAUUCUGAUUGGUCUGCUCACUGUGCUGCUGGCCUUUGGCGUCAGUGAAUCUGCCCUUGUGAACAAAAUCUUCACGGCAGUGAACCUGGUGGUGCUGGGCUUUGUCAUCAUCGCUGGCUUUGUGAAGGGAGACAUCAAGAACUGGCAGCUCUCGGUGGAGGACUACAUCAACCGCUCACAUGUGGGCCCGCUGCUUGACGUCCGGAAAGAAAAGUUUGGCUCUGGUGGGUUUGUCCCCUUUGGACUGGAAGGGAUCCUGACCGGGGCUGCCACCUGUUUCUAUGCCUUCGUGGGCUUUGACUGCAUCGCCACCACAGGGGAGGAAGCCAGGAACCCACAGCGCUCCAUUCCCAUUGGCAUCAUUGUGUCCCUCCUCAUCUGCUUCGUGGCUUAUUUUGGGGUCUCUGCAGCCCUGACCCUCAUGGUGCCCUACUUCCUUCUGAACAAGGAAAGCCCGCUGCCUGAGGCUUUCAAGGCGGUGGGCUGGGAGCCUGCCCGCUACGCAGUUGCUGUCGGCUCACUCUGUGCCCUCUCCACCAGCUUGCUGGGCUCCAUGUUCCCCAUGCCCCGUGUGAUCUAUGCCAUGGCAGAGGAUGGGCUGCUCUUCAAGUUCCUCUCCAGCAUCAACAGCCGCACGAAAACCCCUCUGUUAGCCACCAUCACUUCAGGGUUCCUUGCGGCGGUGAUGGCCUUCCUGCUUGACCUGAAGGACCUGGUGGACCUCAUGUCAAUUGGCACGCUGCUGGCUUACUCCCUGGUGGCAGUGUGCGUGCUCAUCCUCCGGUACCAGUUCGGGCAGCUGAACUCCUCAAAGGCCAUGGAAAUGCUGGAGCUGACUGGAAACGAGGAGGAGAGGGUGGUGAUGAACCCAGCCAUCACUGCUGCCAGUGCCCAGCAGAAAGAGACAUUGUCCCUGGCGAUGCUCUUCAACCCACCCACAGACACCCCCACUGCGCUCUCGGGGCGCAUCGUCUACAUCUGUGUCUCAGUCAUUGCUACACUGAUCACAGUCAUCUGCGUGGUCCUGACUCUUAAGGUGACUGCACUGAAGGAGGCCAAUGUGGGCUGGAUUGUGGCCCUGGUGCUGCUCCUUGUGGCUCUGCUCAUUCCCAUCAUCAUCGUUUGGAGGCAGCCACAGAGCAACGUGCGGUUGAACUUCAAAGUGCCUUUCCUCCCACUCCUGCCGGUCUUCAGCAUCUUCGUUAACAUCCUGCUGAUGGUACAGUUAAGUGCUGGCACCUGGGUGCGUUUUGCCAUCUGGAUGGCUCUGGGUUUUAUAAUUUACUUUGGCUAUGGGAUUCGGAACAGCGUGGAAGGGAAAAACACGGAGGAGCCCCGUGCCACAGUAGAAAAGCCUCUGCACCACCCUGGACUGGACCUUAGCCCUGGGGCUGCGGCAGUCUGAGGAACUAGGCACCAACACUCCAUGGACCUCUGCCAGUAUUCCCGCUCAGGGUACAAGAUUGUGAUCCACACGGUCCCGAAAUCAGGACCGUGGAGCCAGUCUUGCCCUGCCCUUUCCCCUCACAGAGCAGAGGUCAGGGAGAUGAAUCCCUGGGCCGGGUGGGAGCACUGGUCCAUCCUCCCAAUGCUGCCAUGGGGCAGUGACACCAGUACAACCCUCCCACCAUGGAAGCUGCUGUCAGAAGUGCUGCUUUCCCUGCGCACAGCAGGCCCCGUGUGGUGGUGCAGCUGUAUUUGUUCUGUCUGUCCAUGUGGCUGUGGUCACCACCUGCUCUCCAUGCUUUCCACGUGCUGGGCGUGUACAUGGCACCUAUGGCUGAAGCUGUGCAACGAGCCCUGGGACGCUCAUUCUGGUACUGCCAGCUGUCCAGUGCUCCAGCACGGGACUGGAAGCUGGGGCAGGUUGGGGCUCAGCUGGCCAAAACCCUCUCUGUGCCUGGGAUUUGCAUCCCACCCUGAGCCCCAUGCUGCCCUGGCCAUGCUGUUUGGUGUGAGCAACUAGUUCAGGUGUCUGUGAAGAUGUCCACAGUGUAUCCGUACCCAUGUCCAGCCUUGUAGGCCUUUGUAUAAUUGGUAUUUUAAU